Molecule: messenger RNA, 2838 nt
Organism: Necator americanus (New World hookworm)
Lineage: Eukaryota; Metazoa; Nematoda; Chromadorea; Rhabditida; Ancylostomatidae
Exons: 7
Coding region: 1-2838 (945 amino acids)
Biological process (GO): proteolysis
Molecular function (GO): aspartic-type endopeptidase activity; nucleic acid binding; zinc ion binding
Source: RefSeq, a predicted model, not a curated record
AUGGAGAAGUUCAGCGAAGCAGUGGACAGGUUGGACAACAAGACGCAGUCACUCCCAGAGAUUAUUGAAAGGAUUGAAACAAAUACUACAGCAGCACAAACUCUUCUGGACAACACGAACAAAGCGCUGGCAAGGCUAAUCCGACUUCAAGAGGAGCUUGAAUUCGACCAGGAACAACGCUCGCUUAACAGAAACAUUGACAACCUCUUCAAGUUCAACUACCUUCUUGACGCCCUCGAAGGAGACGCAGAAGAAUCUGUGAAGCAUUUCGAGGUCUCGGGAAGCACCUACCAAUUGGUGAUUGAGCAUUUGAAGGAGAAAUAUGGCGACAAAGAGGCUUUGAUUGAUCAACUUUUGAAGAAUCGCCACGGAGCACGCGCCCGAACCGACAGUCUAGAAGACCAGGAAGCACUUUGCGAGCGACUUCACUCUAUAAAUUCGCAACUGACACUCAAAGGGGAACACGUUGACAAUGUUUUCCUGCAAAAGAAGCUGCUUGCGAAGUUCUCGGUGGACGUUCAGAGGCAUAUCUUGCGGCAGAAAACGCAGUUGAAGAACGAAGGAAAUUGGAGUACGGCAGCUUUGCUCUCAGCAGCAAGGGAGCAUAUCAAGACCGAGCUUAAGAUCAACCGCCAAGUUGAACAUAGCCUAGGAAGUGGAAAAAUGGAGAAAACAUAUGCUGGAAAGAAGAAAUAUUUAAGCAAAACAGAAGUAAUCCCACGUGUAGCACCUUGUUUCUACUGCCAUAAAAGCGGACAUCCAGCGAAGGACUGUGACGAAGUCACUUCUCGGGAGCAACGAGUACAAAUAAUGAGAAUGCAGAAUCUCUGCCACAAUUGUGGAGGAAAGGAUCACUGGGCUACGAAAUGCCCCAAAGGAACUUGCAGAAUCUGCAGACAAGCCAGACACCACACGUCCAUUUGCAAAGAACUCUUCAGUCCUCAGGAAGCCCGUCAAAAGUCUCCACUCCGAGAAGUACCACAGAAGCAGGGAACGAAACCUCAACUACCUAAGGCCAAGACUUCGAAAAUAAAUACGGUCGCCCAUCGAAUGACGGUUCUCAUUCUGGCGGGACAAGCCAUAGUACUUAAUCCGACAACAAAAGCGUUAGAACCAGUCUACGUGAUUCUCGAUACAGGAGCCGACCGAUCGUUCAUCAGUAGCAGUUCGGCUGAGCGCCUCCAGCUGAAGGACGUAGAUUCCAGUCGUCUAAACAUCGGCACCUUCGGCGCUCACAAGCCUUUCGAAAGGACUUGCGGCAUCACGGUUCUCCGCAUGUGGGAUGCUGAGGGAGUUCCACAUACGUUCACAGUUACGAAAAUCGAUACCAUUACAAAACCAUUAACAAGAAGCAGACUGAGUCAAGAGGACAAGCAGUUCCUGUUCGAAAAUGAUACUCAUCUCUCCAUCAACCAUACUGUCGAGAAGAUCCAGCCAGAUAUCCUUCUUGGUUGCGCCGAUCUUUUCCCACUCCUCAAGGAAGGACCAGGAGCUCAAACAACACUCCCAUCCGGAUUGAAAGCAAUCCCCUCGAGACUGGGAUAUCUCAUAUCUGGACGAAGCGGCGAAGAGUUGACUUGGGAACAGUUCUGUGAAUUCGAGAAGUCCGGAGUUAAAGAAUUUUCGGGUCCAAUAACGGAGGAACUGAAGCAGACAAACGGAGAAGUCUGGAAAGCUUUUGAAGAAACUAUCGAAAAGAUAGAAGAUGGGCUUAGGAAGAAUCCCAAUCUGCAGCAGUACGACGACACGAUCAAGAGUCAACUCGAGCUGGGUGUCAUCGAAGAAGUUGCUGAGGAUUUAAUAGUCGAGGAAGGAGAAGUUGUGCACUACCUAGCACAUCAAGCCGUUGUCACGCCGCACAAAGAAACUACCAAGCUCCACGUUGUGUCCGAUGUUUCAGCACAUCUAAGCAAUUCCCCGUCGCUGAACGACCUUCUCUAUCAAGGACCAGUCAUUCUUCCGAAGAUGUGGGACAUCUUGUUCCGGUUUAGAUUUGGAGAUGCUGCCAUCAUCAGCGACGUCGAAAAAGCCUUUCUGCAAGUACGAGACAUCCACCAACCAUUCACUCAGGAGAAUCUAGUGUUCUUCCGGUUUACAAGAGUGACCUUUGGAUUGAACUGCUCUCCCUUUCUGCUUGCCGGAACCAUAGUGCAUCACCUAAGGACGCAUGUCGAUGACCAGCUUGCCAAGGAAAUCGAAGACAACACAUAUGUGGACAAUCUCAUCGUAACCAAAAGAUCAUCAGACGAAGGGUUGCGGUUUUACAACGAUUCGAAAGUCGUUUUCAAGGAGCUCAAUAUGAACCUUCGCGAACUUCAAUCCAAUGAUAAGCAGUUGAAGAAACGAAUCACGUCCGCCGACCUAGCUGGGAAUAAUAACCCGAAAUUCCCUGGAAUACUAUGGAACACUGAGAAAGAUGAACUAGUGCUUUCGUGCAACUACCCUCCGAAAGCGAAAGUGGCAAAGAGAUUCUUCCAAUCGCUGUGGAAAUUCGACUACGCCUGGGAUACGGAGAUAUCUGAGGAGCAUCAGCAACAAUGGAAGGAUAUCAACCAAGCAGUCAAUGGCUUUUACUGUGUGUUGCCGCGAGAGGUCGCUCAGAUCGACACGCCAACAAAGCUUGUGCUGUUCUCAGACGCUAGCGGACAAGCUAUGGCAACGUGUGCAUACCUUGCUUCCACCCUGGGAGGCAAUUUACUCGCUGGAAAAUCCAAACUUCCACCCAUCACAGACAUCGAGACGAUUCCAAAAUUAGAGCUCAACGCCGCUACAAUGGCUACUCGAGUGGCCACUCAAUCUUUACGGCGAUUCAAUGCCGCACAAGGAUCUCAGAAAUAG